GUGGUGUCGUUAUCCAGGCCCAACCGCUAUUCUCGAGGCCGAACCCAACGAUUUGUAAAAAAAGAUAGCCAACUAUUUGUUGGUUUGAAGAGGCACCUUUUGCCUGUCUUGUCCCCAUGGAUUCCCGAUGCUGUCUGGUUUCAGAAGUAGCGUAGAACCACUUUGGGAAGCACCUUGCUCUGUUCCUGGCUUCGAGCGAGUUUGGUGCCGCUCGGACUAUCGGGCGGUUGGACGGUUUCUUCCCUCGCAAGUGCCACGAACGCUAGCUCUCAUGAAAGGUUGAGAAAUGCCGUCGACCGUAGUCAGCCCGCACAAUGGCAGCGCGGGCCUGGAGGUCACGCUGGCUGAGGUUCUGGCCGCGCGCCAGUCUCCGCUCAGCGACUCCGACCUGUGGAGCGUGCUGUUCGCCUCCUGCCACAGCCUGGACACGCGCAUGCAGUCGGACAGUACGACGUGGCGCAACGGCCCCACGCUGCAGAUCACGCCGGACAACACCAUGCUGUCGCAUCAAGGCGCAAUCUCGUUCAACAAGGGAGCACAGGACCGCAAGAAGCCAGGCACGUUUGCCCCGUCCGAGUUUCUCUCCCCAUCGCGCGGUCAGGGCAGAACUGCUGUCGAAAAGAUGUACAUUUACUCACUAGGGAUGACGCUGUACUCGGCAGCCGACUUCAAUGUGCCUGAUGGACAGGAAAUGAAUUUAAGUGAGGAGCUAGAAACGACACUGCUGAAUAUGUGUGAGGACACGGCGGAUCUGCGACCAAGCCUGGCUGACAUCAUGCAAGCAUGCCGCGGACACUGUACGGAUAGCUACGAGCAGUGCAUCAUGUCCUUGGUGUCUGUUGUCCUUGGGAGCUUCACGAACUCGCUUGAUCGGGUAAUGAAAGCCGGUGAGGAGGAUCAGGCGGGCAGCUUUUCCGAGAUACCACCCUACACUGCAGGACGCCUUCCAGAAGGGUUCAUUUCGCCGGAGCGGGACAGUGUGUUUCCUGCACCUGCAGUGGCAGUAUCACCACCAGGUCGUAUGCAGCCACCGCAGCACCAGCCCGUGCAGCAGCCAAGGCGAGAGAGCGGCUACGCGUCUGCUUCGCUGACCAACUCAAACGAGUCCAGUCACCUGAGGUCGGCAGUUGUAGCGCAGCAACCUGUGGCGGGAGUGGCACCGGUGGGACAGUGGAAGCCUGCCGCUAAGCAGCUUCAAGCAAUGACCAGCACCAGUUCUGAGGAUGAAGCAUACACUGGUCGUCAUCCUAGGCAGGUUCGGAAAGACAGCUUAGACGUGACACGCAUUCACAGUGCCAAGAGCUCUCACAAGAAGCGAUCGCCGAAAGCUCAGCCUCGGCCGCAUUCCAAGAAUUACCCUGAAGGUGGUAGCCGAUUCAGUGGGUCGCAUGUAACUCAGAGAUCAUCAAUGCCAGACUCCAGCAAUAGUGGUGUUGGAAAUGAUCAGUCUUUAUCUUCUGUGUACCCAUCAGCUCGUCAGAUGGGUAAUGGUGGCCACCAGCAAUUUAGUGAUCCCAUGAUUGUUCCCAUAAGUCCUCUAUUCAAGGUAUUGCCAUCACCAAUGCAGACUUCUAGUACCACCAUUGAUGGUCCAGUACCCGAGGAAGUCAAUGCUUCUGUUUCAGCAGUCGUGAGUCCUGCUCAGCCACAGGAACUUGCUGGAUUUUCAUCGCAGAUAGCCCGCGAAGCACUCCGCCGUACCGAGAGUAGAGAUCAGGCAAAGUUCAACGCCCAGCUGCACAGUCUCGAGAAGAACCCUGGGCGAGGAGCGUCGCACCGUGUCCUGGACAAUAUCCUCCACUAUGAUCCCCAUGGUAACGAGGCAGACGCUAACCCGGUGAUGCGGCAUGCAUUGCUCAACUCCAUGCUAGGCGAUGAGAAUCCGACGACGUCGAGAGACGCCACUGGUGUGUUCGUGGGCGAUACCGUGCAGGUGAGGGGCAUGGACCAUGCACCUAAGGCAACAGAAACUAUCCCCGAGGAGCGGCCGUCUUCAAUAGUGUCAGUGACAAGUGCCGUUGCUUCGAGUUCCGCUGCCCGAACCAAUGGCUCCGUGCACAGCCCCAGAGUCCUGCAAACGGAUGAAGAGGAGGCUGAGCAGCGAUCAAUGGAACACAAAGACAGCUUGAUGAUGGAGAAGAUGUACAGUGUUCAGACAGCCAAGCGGGAAGCCAGGGAAGCCAAGAAACGCGAUCUCUCUCCUGUACCAUCAGAGUCGACAAUGCCCACCUCCACGAGUUCGUCUCCAGAGCAGAGGCAACAGAUCUUGUCCUCGAAAGCAACAACACCGUCACAAUCUGGUGCAGUGGAGAUAGCCGGCAAGCAGAGCAAGCCGGGAUCACUUGCGUUGAGCCGCACUGUAUCACCGGCAAGUGGUGGCAGCGACGAUGUGUUCGACGAUGACCGAGGCUUCUUGCCCACCAGCCCCAAGGACUUCUUCCAGCGCGAACGCGCCGAAUCCAUCACCAAGCUCAAGGGCUUCUUUGGUGCGGACUUCAGCAAGUUUGACGACGGGGAAAAGCGACGGCCCAGCAACCUGGAGGAACGCCCACUCCAUGUAACCAUCAAAAGACAUGACCGAGUGUCGGUGUUCAACAUGGACAUGCCUCCUCAGCGACGGUCAGUAACCGUGGUACUGCUUGAUGGCAAGCAGCUCUCUGUCUAUGUGGAGAUUGAUUCUACAGGUCAGGAGGUGUUUGACCAGGUUGCAUCGUAUCAAGCCAUCAAUGAAGUCCAAUACUUUGGGUUGACCCAUCGACGCCAACCUGAAGGUGAAGAGGUGUUUCUUGACCUGGAUUUGAAGCUGAAGAAGUACGCGCCGAAGAAGUGGCUAAGCGAGAACCAGUCAGGACCACUGCAGCAGUUUACCACCUACUUUCGAGUGAAAUUCUUCGUCAACAACCUCACCUUGCUGAAACACUCACAGACUGUUCAGCUCUACUAUCUGCAACUAAGAGAAACACUGAAGAACGGCAAGAUCUACUGCCCGGAGGACCGUGCCCUGCAUCUGGCAUCCCUGGCACUACAAGCUGAGAUUGGUGACCUGAGGUCUGACAUGGCCCGUCAGAAGUACUUCCUGCCAGAAGCGUUUCUACCUCAUAUGGCUGUGCAGCGUUUGACUAACGAAGAGUUACACAAUCGGCUAACUGCACUGCACACCUCUCACAAAGGAGCUAGUCACCGACAAGCACAGACCAAGUUUGUUGAACUGGCCCGAGAGCUACAGGAGUAUGGUAUAGUGUUCCACCGGGUUCGCCGCAGCAAGCAUGAGUCACCACCGAGCAUGUCCAUUGGCAUCUAUCUUGGAGGUGUGCUCCUGACUAUGGCAAUGAAGCACAAUGAGAGACAGAAGUUGCACAGGUUCAGCUGGCAAGGCAUCGACAAUCUGCUUUUCAAGAAAUGCCGGUUCACAAUCGUGCCACGCCAGAGACCGAAUCACCAGCACUUGGACAAUGUGACAGUGUGGACUGAUCAUUACAAAAUGUCCAAGUAUUUGAUCGCCCUGUGCAAAUCAUUCCAUGACUUUAGCCGAAAGUUGCGACUGAAGAACGGCAUGGUGAAUCCUCCAAGACAGUCAACGCGCAUCAUAUCUCAAGUUAUUCCUGAAGACCAAGAAUCAGUUACCUCACCUGACACCGAAGGACGAUUUAGUAGCAGUUACUCCCCUCCGGCGGCGCCACCCAAUACAUUGGAAGAUCCAACGCUUUUCGUGGCAGGGAGCGAUGAGGCAUCUCCUCCGGACUUCGAGACCCAAAGAUUUAUGAAACGUGACGAGAGUAUGUCAGAAAUGAAGUUGAAGGGCCUGUCCAGCAUUCCCCUCAGCCAAAUGGAGCACUACACGGUUACACUGAUCAAGAAUCCAAAAUACGGCCUUGGUCUGCUGAUUGUUGGUGGUACGGACACGAGUCACUCGGGCAUCCUGGUCAAGAAGCUAACACCGAACAGUGCAGCGUACAAGUGUGGUGAAAUACAGCGAGGCGACCGUCUUUUGGCGGUGAACGGCAAAAGCCUGGACGGCCUCACUCAUCAGGAGGCGAUCAACCUGCUGUUAGAGUCACCUCCAAGCUGUACCCUUCGAAUGGCCAGAGUCACGUCAGCACUGAUUGGACCUUACUUGUUUCAGUCAGAUGAUGCGCUGAAUUUUCACAUCUCCGAGGAGAGCAUACAAUCUCCAUCACCGCAGGUGCAGCUGCACUCGACACCGCACCCGGACCGCGGACCCAGCGGUCGGGACCAGGAUGAGCUCUUGGAGACGUCCAGGAUCAUCGCCAGCACUCCGGUCGCCGGAGCACAUGUUGUGCAAGUGAACACCGAUGCCAGCACCCCUGGUCCCAUGGAAGGCAACAAAUCAGUCACCUCAUUGCUUUCCGGAAUUGCCGACUAUGGCCAUGGAGACCUUGUGCAAUUCACAGUGCACUUGACCAAGGAUGGCGGUACUCUGGGUAUAGCCAUUACUGGUGGAAUUGACACACCAACUCAGGGCGGAGGUGUUUACAUUCGAAGCAUCAAUCCGAACGGGCCGACUGGCAAGGAUGGCCGCCUUCAAAUUGGUGAUCGGAUUCUUCUUGUCAACAAGAAGAGCACAGUCAACAUCACACACAAAGAGGCGUUUGAAAUGCUGAAGAAUGCGCCCAAUGACGUGUACAUUCUGGUGGAGAGGGCGGUGUUGCCUGCCUCUCAGCGAUCCAGUGUUGUUCUACCAGAACCCGGCAAGAAGUAUGAACUGGUAGUGAUCAAGAGUGGUCAAAGUCUUGGAUUCACUAUUGCCAAGGACAGUACUGUCAACGGAGCUCCCAUCACUGUCCGAGCCAUACUUCCUGGCGAGACUGUAGCAAUGACUGGCAUGCUGUCAACUGGAGAUUAUCUACUUUCAGUCGACAAUCACUCGUUGGAAGGGUGCACGCUUGCAGAGGCUGUGAGAGUACUUCGCGGUACCUCUGGUGAGGUCCGCCUGGUGUUGCAGCGACCCGAGCUCAGUGGCUAUCUGGAGAGCCCAACCACACCACUGAUAUCGUACACGGAUCUUCAUGAGCCCGAUGGCAAACCCCAAUCCGAGCAGACAGAUUACGUGCCUUCAGACCGCAGGGAAGACGUGUUUGAGGUUGUUGUCGAGAAAGGAGACAAGCGCCUCGGUUUGAUCAUCUUCAAGGAUGCAAAUCAUCCCUCCGGCUUAGCCCCAGUUGUAAUCCGCACAGUUAGUCCAAACCAGGCUGCAGCUGCCACGGGCAAGAUCCAAGAGAAUGACAUCAUUGUCCAGGCCAAUGGCAGAUCUCUGGAAGGUAUAUCUCAGGCCGAAGCCACAGGCAUUCUGCGCAGCGUACCUUCAACAGUGAAGCUACUCAUCAAGCGUAUUGCCCCAGGCACUGCACAAACAGAGCAACGUACCACUCCCCACCUUCCAGCGCUAGCAGAGGAUACUGUCCCGGAGCAAGCUGCUGUUCAACACAGCCAACAGGAAAUGCGACUCUCUCGCGAGGGCACUCCCAGUCCUGUUAAGGAUGUUGAGCCCGCACCAGCUGUGCCCAGCUCUGAACCACCUCCGCUACCGGACACAGAGAGACCGGAGUUCUCUGACUUUGUUUCGGACACUGAGGACGAUGAAGCGGGACCGUCACUGAAUGACUCGUAUGUGGCUAGGGCCAAGUGGCCACCUGGAGAAGUGAUAGCAGUGACCGUGAUGAAGGGCGAAAAGGGACUUGGAUUCUUGGUGCAGCAGGAGCAUGGAAACUGUUGUUUCAUUCGGCGCAUCGUGGAAGGUCCUAUACUUGACAAUGGGCAGCUGAAACCUAAAGACUUCCUGGUUGAGGUCAAUGGUGUGUCACUGAUUGAUAUGACGAAGGCGGAUGUGACUGGGGUGUUGAAGAAAGUGUCCAACCCAAUCACCAUGACCGUCGUACGACCGAAGGCAUCGUCAGUGGACUACAACUCACAAGACAGUAUUCCGACCACACCACCAGCGGCACGGCGCACCGACUCGCCGGCUCUAGUGAUCAUCGAGCCGCCGAGCACCUCUGCUGCUGGUGCAGGUGGCGUGCAAGCCGUUACACCUGAACGCCUGCGACGCUUGUCACCCGUACCACCAGCACACCUGGUGGACCGUAACUCUCAGUCGUCGCCCAUGACAGCCGACAGCCUGAGUCCACUGGCCAAGUCAAUGGAGCAGUCAACUAGCUCCUUGUCCCUUGCUACCGAGGUUGCCAUACAGUAUGUGCCAUUGCCAGGACAAGAUGAAGGUGCAGAGAAGACUACAGUGAUUCUUCACAUCGAUCUGAUGAAGCCACCCUCCGGAGCCCUGGGACUGAGACUAAGUGGUGGAGCAGACAAAGACGAUGUGCCGAACGGCGUCUAUGUCCGGUCGGUUGUGGAAGGCACUAUAGCACAUAGCGAUGGUCAGCUCCGCGUCAAUGACCGUGUGUUGGAGGUCAACGACCAGCCACUGGCAGGGCUGAGGCAUGCCAGGGUUGUGCACUUACUCCGGCGUGCCAGCGGGCGCAUACAAUUCAAGAUAGCCAGGUUCAGAGUAAACGAGUCAAGUGCGAUGCCGUCCAUAAAACACGUAGAUGAUACCGUUCCAGAUGGUGUACCGGCCAAGACAGCCGAUUUACCGGCGAAGCAAUUAGACUUUGUAAAACUUGCAGCAGCUCCAGAUCCAGGCACCAGCGCAACAAGCACGAUCAGUGCCCUAGAAGAGGAGCGUGACAGCUCAGACGAUCUGGAAACAACAGCGGCCGAGUCCGAGAGCGAGUUCUCUGAUUUUGAUAGCAACCCCCUGUUGGACGACGAGGAUGCUCCGCCACUGCCUGAUACCCCGGAAAUGGGUGCAAACAUCAGGGCGGUGUUGAAACGUCUGAGCACAGGUGGGGAUGAGUAUGAUAUUAGACCUGAGCAGAUUCACUCUCCCUUGGUGGAUCCGUCGGAGCUGAUGAACCCGGCCUCGUUGAAGUUGACUUUCUCACCGGCACUAGCUGCGGGAACAGCAGGUAUGGCAUUGACUGUUCCACCACAGCCAGCAGAUGCUGGGUCAACUCCUUCUAGUCCGGCACCACCACUACCUGAAGGAUCGCCGCCAACCACUCCGGAGACCGAGGAACCGUCACUUCCUCAAUCAUUACCACCGGAUGAAGAUGAUCCACUGUCACGGCCGUCGGUAAAAGAUUUAUCUCCCAACAUCAUCCCUGUCACCAGUCCAACAAGAAUUGAUGAUCCCCUGCGAAGGAUAGAUGCAACAAAGCACAGCAAUGCUCCGGGAAGAUACUCAGGAAGUCACGUGCUCAGCGGCAGGACUCAACCUGAUGCAGAAGAGCGGCAUCGUCACUCGCUCCCGUCUCCUCGCCUUGGUCGCUCCAGCCCAAGCACCCAACGCCGUCACCAACACAAUCACCAUCACCAUGAUCAUGAUCAUGAUGAUGAUACAAGUCAUGUUGACCUGACGCCAAUGACUGCCGAAGAGAAGCUGCGUGCCCUUACCAGUGGCAAGCCCACGGUGAGACGUGUCAACAAAUACUGCAAGUCAUGUAGCACACCACCCAGUUCACCACCACUCAGUAGGAGUAACUCUGAUGCGCUGCUGUCUCCGUUAGCGUCAUCCUCAGCCCUUGUGCCGUCAUCAUCGCCAUCAGUGGUUCGGCGUACGACAUCCGCCUCUAAGACCACCCCGACAGCAGCACAGGGAGGAGCAUCGCCAUCGCUUGCAAGGAGACGUGCAGGACCUGCAUCGUCCCCAUCUCUGAAGCGUAAGACCACGCCGCUAACGCACGAGCAACAGGCCGAGUCGGCAGUGCAUCCGAACGGGCAGAAGUCCUCGGAGCCUAUACUCCGCACUAUCGCGCAGGAACUGCACAGCCCAGCCGUGUCUCCAGCCAGUAAGCGCAAGGCUCACGAACGGCUUACUCAGAACACAUUCUCAACAGCCGCUGCCAGGGCACAGAAACUGCAUCAAGACUCUCAACAGACGCUAUCACCACCCUCACCAAAGACCGUACGUCAUCCUCUUCAUGUUCCACAGCUCAACUUGUCUCCGAUCACAAGGCGAUCUUCGUCGCCGAGAUCGUCUCCCAUGCUACACCGGCAGUCGUUCCCUGCAACACAGCCCAUGGGCUCUCCAAUGCUGGAUCGACCAUCAUCCUGGACCAACGUUGCCAAAACCCUGCCGCCAGGUCUCAUUCGUGUACAAGGCCGUGCACAGCUGUAUACAGGUGACUCCCUGCAGGAGAUCUGCAGAGAGGCCAUGAGCAAACUCAAUGCUGGCACACCCAAUCAACAGUUCGAGGAGUUACGCAAUCGACCAUCACCAUUCAGCAGUAAUACAGGAAAGAACAUCAGAAACAAACAGAGAAACAGAUAUCGCAACAUUGUCGCCUAUGACGACACACGCGUGCACCUCAUGGAACACGACAACGACUAUAUCAAUGCAAACUAUGUCGCUAUCGACGUGGGUCCCAGCGUACAGAACAACUACAUUUGUACACAGGCACCACUACCAGCAACACUCAACCAUUUCUGGUGCAUGAUCUGGCAGCAAAGUGUUAGCACAAUUGUCAUGACAACCAAUCUGGUGGAAAGCGGCACGCUCAAGUGCCACCAGUACUGGCCCAAAGGGAUGGGCGAGUUCUUGAAUGUCGAGUGGCCAGAGAAGUCUGCUAAUCAACCAGGUCAUGAACGUGCAGCGAGGCAACUGGUGGUGCAGUUAGUCGAUGAGAAGCAUUGUGGUGAUGGAAACUGGAUGGAAAGAAAGCUGCUGGUGUCGGAUGUGCAGACGCUGGAGUCGCGGACGGUCACACAACUUCACUAUCUAACAUGGCCAGACCAUGGGGUACCCAAGGAUUCUUCUGCCAUGGUGCGGUUUGUGUGCCGUACUCGGGACAUGCAUCAAACUGGAAGAAUGAUCGUCCAUUGCAGUGCUGGUGUGGGUCGCAGUGGUGCAUUCUGUGUUGUCGACUCGGUCAUCUCACGUGUCAUCAAUGACCAAGAAGUUGAUAUCUAUGCUAUUCUGCGGCAGUUACGCCAGUGCCGUCCUCUCAUGGUGCAAACCAAGGACCAACUUGUCUUCUGCUACCGAGCGUUCAUCGAAAUUCUAAUAUCUAUGAUGCCGGAAAGUUCGGAGUAGAUGCCACAGGGCCACCAUCCUCUUGCCGAAGCAACGUCUUUUUCGAACGUCGUGCUCUUGAAACCCCUGGCAGCUUUCUGCCCUUUGAGAUGCAUGAAGAACUCAAUGUAGUCAUGCAUAAUGUUAAUCUGACAGCUGUCUGGUGUUAGUGAGCCUAGCGAUGCCGAAUUUGGACUUUCUUUGGAUUUCUAUGGAUUUAUUUUUUGAAUAGUCAAUAUGAAUGCCAGCUGUUUUAUGUAUUACCUGUACUUGGUCAAUAAACAGGCGAAUUAUGUUGAUUCUGUUGGGUUUGCAAUUUGGGGUGCUCAGCUGGGAACUUUAAAAAAUAUCUUUACUAUGAAUAGACAGAAGUGUAAAUCAUGCUCUGUACAGCAUAUUCUUGACUUGAAGUUUUUGUAAUUGGGGCCUUGCUCGACUUGUGUGCACCAGUCGCACAUGUAUGUUUUGUUUGGAGCCUUGGCCCUGCCCAUUCGUUGUACAUAUCAAAACACUUUUUUUAUUUGUCUCCGUUCCUGAGGGAACUCAUGGCGGUGGCUAACUGGUCGGAAAUACAGUUGUACUACUUA
Molecule: messenger RNA, 9672 nt
Organism: Sycon ciliatum
Lineage: Eukaryota; Metazoa; Porifera; Calcarea; Leucosolenida; Sycettidae
Product: tyrosine-protein phosphatase non-receptor type 13-like
Exons: 60
Coding region: 287-9106 (2939 amino acids)
Biological process (GO): protein dephosphorylation
Cellular component (GO): cytoskeleton
Molecular function (GO): protein binding; protein tyrosine phosphatase activity
Source: RefSeq, a predicted model, not a curated record